Molecule: messenger RNA, 2114 nt
Organism: Sesamum indicum (sesame)
Lineage: Eukaryota; Viridiplantae; Streptophyta; Magnoliopsida; Lamiales; Pedaliaceae
Product: phosphoethanolamine N-methyltransferase 1
Biological process (GO): phosphatidylcholine biosynthetic process
Molecular function (GO): phosphoethanolamine N-methyltransferase activity
Source: RefSeq, a predicted model, not a curated record
CCGUCUCCCCCUCUCUCGCUUCCCCACUCCCCACUCCCCACUCCUCCAUCUAUAAUAAGCCCCUCUUUCUUCUCAUCCCUCACACAAACACCACCACAACCAGCAUCACUCCAGAUUACUACUGCAAUCAUUUUACUCUUUUUCUCUAACAAGUACCAUCUUAUUCCAGUAUUUUCGCGUAUAUAUGCCCUGUUUCUAGGUCUAGCUAAUGCAGCAAAAGGGGAGAUCCUUCAACAGAAGAUCCAGGACAUUUUCAAGAUCCCGCAUUGCAGUUGAGGGUUGUUAGUUCUUCCAGCAGAAAAACAUUCCAAUUUUUCAGUCCUCUCUGAAAUCCCAUCUUUGUCAGCAGUCCAUCUUCACCAAGAUAAACCCCUUGCAUUGUUACUGCUGUUCCUAAUUGUCCUUUUGCCAUGGCUGCCAAUCAAGAGCAAGAGCGUGAGGUUCAAAAGAGUUACUGGAUGGAGCAUUCCGUUGACCUUACUCUGGAGGCUAUGAUGCUUGAUUCCAACGCAUGCGAUCUUGACAAAGAAGAAAGGCCUGAGGUGCUCUCUCUGCUUCCACCAUAUGAAGGAAAGUCAGUUCUAGAGCUUGGAGCAGGUAUUGGCCGUUUCACUGGUGAAUUAGCCAAAAAGGCAGGCGAACUUGUGGCUUUGGACUUUAUUGAAAGUGUAAUAAAGAAGAAUGAGACUAUCAACGGACAUAAUAAGAAUGUCAAGUUUAUGUGCGCUGAUGUCACAUCCCCGGAUUUGAACUUUCCAGAAGGAUCUUUGGACUUAAUAUUUUCAAACUGGCUGUUGAUGUACCUUUCAGACAAGGAGGUUGAGGACCUUGCCCAGAGAAUGGUCAAAUGGUUAAAAGUUGGUGGCUACAUAUUUUUCAGAGAAUCAUGUUUUCAUCAGUCUGGAGACCACAAGCGAAAGAGUAACCCAACUCAUUACCGUGAACCAAGAUACUAUACCAAGGUGUUUAAAGAAUGUCAUUCCUACGAUAAAGCUGGAAAUUCAUUUGAACUUUCUCUUAUGAGUUGCAAAUGUAUCGGAGCUUACGUAAAAAACAAGAAGAAUCAGAAUCAGAUUUGCUGGAUCUGGCGAAAGAUUGGCUCAGAUGAUGACAGAGGAUUUCAGAAGUUCUUGGAUAAUGUCCAGUAUAAAAGUAGUGGCAUAUUGCGCUAUGAGCGUGUCUUUGGACAGGGGUUCGUGAGCACAGGAGGGAUAGAUACAACCAGAGAAUUUGUAGCUAAACUGGAUCUCCAGCCUGGACAGAAAGUCCUAGAUGUUGGGUGUGGCAUUGGAGGCGGUGAUUUCUACAUGGCUGAGAAGUAUGAUGUUCAUGUCGUUGGCAUUGAUCUCUCCGUCAAUAUGAUAUCUUUUGCUCUUGAACGUGCAAUUGGUCUCAAGUGUGCUGUUGAAUUUGAGGUUGCUGACUGUACCAAGAAAGAAUAUCCUGAUGGCACAUUCGAUGUGAUUUAUAGUCGUGACACCAUUCUUCAUAUUCAAGACAAACCUGCACUGUUUAGAUCAUUCUACAAGUGGCUGAAGCCAGGAGGCAAAGUCCUUAUAAGUGACUACUGCAGAAAUGAUGGAACUCCAUCUACUGAAUUUGCUGAGUACAUUAAGCAAAGGGGAUAUGAUUUACAUGAUGUCAAGGCUUACGGCCAGAUGCUUCGUGAUGCUGGUUUUGAUGAGGUCAUUGCUGAAGAUCGAACUGAUCAGUUCAUAAAAGUUCUUGAGAAGGAAUUAAAUGCAGUGGAGAAGGAGAAGGAGGCAUUCAUACAGGACUUCUCUGAAGAGGACUACAGUGACAUAGUUGGAGGUUGGAAGGCCAAACUUGUGAGGAGUUCAUCGGGCGAGCAGAGAUGGGGUCUGUUCAUUGCCAAGAAAAAGUGAACUCUCGUGAGAUAUGCCUGCUAGUAUUAUAGUGGGAAUAGUUCAUUUUGUGUGUUCUGUGCUAAUUAAGUUGCUUCUGUAGAAUAAAGUUGGCUAUCGAUGAUAAGACCAAUUAAAUGACGGUUUUUCUAGUAGCUUGUGUGAUCCAUAAAGACUUGCUUGGAUCAUAAUGUGCGCAACUUUUCUGUCAAUCUUAUGAUGUGAAAAAGCUUUUCUUCUGGGACUCCA